AUGGCCUCUAAGGUAUUAGAGGUUGCCCCAAUGGAAACAAAUGAUCUUGUUGAUCAGUCAGUGCAAUUCAAGAAAGACAGGAAGAGAAUUCUGUCAGUCUCUAGUAUGGAGGAUGCUCGUGAUGACGAGAAACAGCCUAAAUCAUCUCGUGCCUAUAUGCUAAAUAACUCGAGCAACAUUAAUCAAACGACUGAGCAAGUUAAUUUAGUACCAUCUCAAGAAGCUCGAGAAGUAAAUUUUGACAAACAAUCUCGCUCAGCAGUCAUCUCAACAUACGCUUCUGACGAUAAAGGUCCAUUAGGAGUUAUUAUCCAGAGCAAGAAAGUUCAAGGUCAACGUGCCUUCAAAAGUUUGAACAGGUACUCUAUCAGUAAAUCUAUUUCGAAAAAGUAUAGUGUCAAUCAGAUUUUCCUUAAGUCCUCUAAUAAAAUUGAGGUUAUUUUCAACUCUCGGGAAGACGCUAAUAAUGUACUAACAGAUCAGGAAAUUCUGGAUAAGGACUGUGAUAUAUUUAUUCCAUUUCAUUGGCUUGUAAGGAAGGGCAUUAUUAGAGGUGUCGACCUGGAUGUUGAAGAAAAAGACAUCCUACAAGACUUAAAGUCUAGUAUAAAAAUACAUAGUGUCAGAAGAAUUACAAGAAAAAAUCCUAAAGCAGACAGUGAUCCUACUCUUCCUAAGUAUAUUCCAACGAAGUCCAUAAUUGUGACAUUUCAUGGGCAAGAGCUUCCUCAAUAUGUGUUCAUGUACCAUAUUGCUCAUGAGGUUCAACCGUUCAUCUCUACACCUAGAAUAUGUUACUCCUGUUUUUUGCCUGGGCAUAUGUCUAAAGUCUGUAAAUCCUCACCGAUGUGUGGAAAAUGUGGUGAAAAUAAGCAUGAGAACGCGUGUAAACUUGAAGUGUUGAAAUGUGCUACUUGUGGUAGCCCUCAUCGUACCUUGGACGCAUCAUGUCCAACCAUGAUCAAAGAACGUGCCAUUCUCAGGGUUAUGGCUCUAGAAAAUAAACCUCAUGAGGACGCGAGGAAAAUAGUUUUUGGAACUAAUCGGUCUAAUAAUGUUAUUGCCUCUAAAGAAGCUUUUCCUAGUCUAAAUAACGAACAGCCUUUCUCUCUACAGAACCGUUUUCAACCACUGGUUCAAGAGCAAUUCGUGGACUCCGACGAGGUCCCCUAUUCUUUUUCUCAGGCAUUACUCAAUAAACCGAAGCGUCGUACAAACAAUCACCUUAGUCAACAGAAUAAUCGCAAGUCUUCAUACAAUAAUUUUAUGCCCCAAGGCAAGGACUACGCAUCAAAUGCUCAAUUCAAAACUAGAGCUGCAGACGCCCGCGCGAAGGGCUCAUCGGUGCCUAAUAACAAGAGUUUCAAUCAUCGUUCUGGGUCGUUUAACGAUAACUUAUCAGCCUCGUUUACUAAUCAUCGCAAUCUGCCUAGUUAUAACUUGCAGUCCAGCCCUCGGCGUAACAGCUCUACUAGUACAUCCUACUCUCAGCCUUCAUCAGGACACCAGGUUCAUGCUCCCGAUGAUUUCAACUCCAGAUAUGACUUACAUGUGGCUAAAUUACUUGCAUCAAGGUUUAAUACAGUCAAUUACUCGGAUCUCUCUCACAUUCAGGCGAAGAUGAAGAUGAAGUCGGAAAUUCUGUUGGCGAUUUUAACGCACACAAUAUUUCUUGGAACUGUGAGGACACAGAUAGCAAUGAACUUGAGUUCUUCUAUUAGUUAUCAAGUUGGUGAGGAUAAGUUUGGAUCUGACCACUUUCCUAUUUGCUUCGAAGUUAAUACGGCUAAAUACGUCCAUGUAAAAAGAUCAUUUAAAAUCAGUUCUGUUCGUACAGAUUGGAAUUAG
Messenger RNA from Copidosoma floridanum, 1848 nucleotides. RefSeq lists its product as uncharacterized. The record is from RefSeq and is a predicted model, not a curated record. Lineage: Eukaryota; Metazoa; Arthropoda; Insecta; Hymenoptera; Encyrtidae.